Staurois parvus is the source of this 338-nucleotide messenger RNA. NCBI's taxonomy places the organism in Eukaryota, Metazoa, Chordata, Amphibia, Anura, Ranidae. The record is from the annotation of a GenBank genome assembly.
GGACUGAACUGUGAGCUUUACUUGAAGCAGCGAUUUCCCAAUGGGGUUACUUCUGAUUACAAAGGGUUUUCCUUGUUGCUUGAUUGUGAGUUUGGUGGGGAAUCCCCACUGGUAUCCAAUGCCAUUGUUACUUAGCGCUUUAGUAUUGGAGAUCAUCUUCUUUCUGUUGAGCAACGUCCAGGGACGGACUGACCAUAUGGAAACUCGGGCACUGCCUGAGGGCCCGGGGUCAGUAGGGGGCCCCAUGAGAUUCCCCUGGUACCUUUUUCAUAGGCUUUUUUGAGUUUGGGCAAGGACACAGGAGCCCCAUGAUCCCCUAUUGCCCGGGGGCCCCAUGA